UGCCUGUGUAAUUGGAGGGAAACCCCGUGGACUGCAUUCAGACGGACGGGCUGAGAGAAUCAGCUGUAACUCGGUACGCCGACAUCACUGCUAUCUGCCGUUACUCAGUGAGCAGUCAUGAGCGAGGCACCCCAGAAGGAACUGGUCCAAAAGGCCAGAUUGGCCGAGCAGGCUGAGCGUUACGACGACAUGGCUGCUGCAAUGAAGGCUGUGACGGAGGAUAGUGAGCAGCUAUCCAACGAGGAGCGUAACCUGCUGUCAGUGGCCUACAAGAAUGUGGUGGGUGCCCGUCGCUCCUCGUGGCGCGUGGUAUCCAGCAUUGAGCAGAAGGCUGAGGGCAGUGACAGGAAGCAGACAAUGGCCAAAGAAUACCGGGAAAAGAUUGAGAAAGAGCUGAAAGACAUCUGCAACGACGUGCUGGGUCUCUUGGACACUUAUCUCAUUCCCAAAGCCACUGUACCAGAGAGCAAAGUCUUCUAUUUGAAAAUGAAAGGAGAUUACUUCCGCUACUUGGCUGAGGUGGCUACAGGAGACGAUAAGAAAAACAUCAUUAAAGACUCGCAGAACGCCUACCAAAGCGCCUUUGAUAUCAGCAAAGAAGAAAUGCAGCCCACACACCCAAUCCGUCUUGGUCUUGCCCUCAAUUUCUCCGUUUUCUUCUAUGAGAUCCUGAACUCACCUGAUCAGGCCUGCCAGCUGGCCAAACGCGCUUUUGAUGAUGCCAUCGCAGAGCUCGACACACUGAGUGAAGAUUCCUACAAAGACAGUACACUUAUCAUGCAGCUACUGCGAGACAACUUGACACUGUGGACCUCUGACAACCAGGGCGACGGAGAGGAUGUAGAGGAGCCCAGAGAUUGAGCUAGACCCCCUUAGUCAUUCCUGUCUGCCUGCCAUCGUCCCGGCUCAUCUUCAUCAUGAUCAUAAACACUGAGACCACCUCAUUAUCAUCAUUGUCGUCCAGCUCUCUCCAUCUUUUUUUUUUUAUUUAGUUCUCUCAACACUCAUCUCACUCCUAUCGGUUUACUAUUUCUUCUUUUGUAGUAACUGUGGGGAAAGGGGAUGGGGAGGGAGGGUAAGCUUGGGAUUGCGUGGCGGGAAGGUCUGUUUGGAAGGGUGGGAUAGGGUCAACGUGGAAGGGUAAAGUGUGUUUGGGUUUGGUUGCCUGUCUGCUGACCUUUUUUGUCUAUGGGAGAAAUAGGGGUGUUAUUAUUAAGGUGGUGGGUGAGAGGGCAAGUUCUCAACUCAUGAAAAACGCAGCUGGUUGAAUUUUUAGAGUCAGAAAACAGUUGUACUGUAUGUGUAUCCCAUUCAUGUUAAAAGUCCUGUUAUUGAUUAACAAUCUUUUGAUGAUACAUCUGGUUUGACAAAGUCAGGAGUUAGCUCCUCACAUGUGAGGAGACAGCAGCUGUUAGUCUGUACUUGGCUAGAUGAAUGACAGCAAAGGUAAAGUGGGGGAGGCGAUGGGGAGUGCUGGAGACAGAAGGCAAGGUUUUGUUGGAACAUAAAGGUUACAUUCCAUUUACUGUCAGUUGCUCAACUUUCUACUCAUUUUUUUCUGUUUCUUUAUUUUUCGGGUGACCUGCAUUUGUAUUUCUAUGUAUUAAUUACGAGGUAUAGAAAACUUUGAAGAACAAAAGAGCACACAAGGUUGUUGCUCUUUUGUAUGAGCACAGCAGUGAAAAAAAAAAAUCCCACAUGCUUAUCUAGUUACUGCUUUUUCAAAUUAAUAUUUUUAUUUGUUUUGUCUUUUAUUCUCCUUUUUCUUUCAAUACUUGCCUAAACUGCAUGUUGGUAAGAAGUAGUUUGUGGAGAUGUAAGGAAGGUUGUUGUCGGGCUGGCUAGCUUUGUUCAUGUCUUUGGAAUUUUCAUACUGAACACCCAAGCAUAACUGUUAUUUGGGGGGAAAUGUGUAAUUUCAUGUAAGUGGAAUAAAAAAGAUAAUUUAAAAGUU
Thunnus maccoyii (southern bluefin tuna) is the source of this 1954-nucleotide messenger RNA. RefSeq names its product 14-3-3 protein zeta-like. Gene Ontology annotation, biological process: signal transduction. The transcript is spliced from 6 exons. NCBI's taxonomy places the organism in Eukaryota, Metazoa, Chordata, Actinopteri, Scombriformes, Scombridae. The record is from RefSeq and is a predicted model, not a curated record. The coding region runs from base 118 to 861 and encodes 247 amino acids. Gene Ontology annotation, cellular component: cytoplasm.